AUGGUCUACUAUGACAAUGAAUAUGCGGGUGCAAUUUGCUGUCGAAAAGAACCUUCAAAGUAUGCCAAUUUCACAGCAAGGGUGUAUAUGAUGACCCUGGGAGUUCUCAAGAAGUAUAGAAAUGUGGGUUUAGGGAGCAUACUCAUCGAACACAUUGUGGACACCUUGAGAAGACAGAGUGACCCAAUCGUAACAUCAAUCUACCUGCAUGUACAAACAGUCAAUGAAGCAGCAAUCCGGUUUUAUACUCGUAAUGGGUUCCGAAUACAAAGUAUCGUGCCGGAUUACUACAAGUUGAUUGAAAAUAGAGACGCCUAUAUAUUGGUUCGGCCAAUAUUCCACCUGUAUGAAAAUGGCGUCCAGCAGCAACAAGAUCAGCAACUGCAGCAACUGCCAUAUAAUGGGCAUCCUAUAUGA
Mucor velutinosus is the source of this 417-nucleotide messenger RNA. RefSeq lists its product as uncharacterized. NCBI's taxonomy places the organism in Eukaryota, Fungi, Mucoromycota, Mucoromycetes, Mucorales, Mucoraceae. Gene Ontology annotation, molecular function: N-acetyltransferase activity. The record is from RefSeq and is a predicted model, not a curated record. The transcript has 3 exons. Gene Ontology annotation, biological process: mitotic sister chromatid cohesion. The coding region runs from base 1 to 417 and encodes 138 amino acids. Gene Ontology annotation, cellular component: NatA complex.